UGCCGACGUUUCCGCUCAUUUUUCUUUGGGAACAAUUCGUAAGAAUGGCAGACGAAAAUGAUGAUGUUCUGUACGACUAUCCGGGUGGAAAAGCGAAAUCCAAAGUCUGGCUCUUCUUUGCGUUCAAAAUAAUCAAACCAGGACCUCCAACCAAAGAAAACCUUGACAUGAGCAAGGCAUAUUGUCGCCUUUGCAAAAAGGCUUACGCAAACAAAGGCAAUACAACAAACUUCCAGUUUCACUUACAACAUGACCACCCCCAUGAUUCUACUGGUGAAAUGAAGAAAGCUACAAAACAACCAGUCCAGGCAAAGUUGAGUUUCGCGCCCCCAAGACUCAACUCUGAUAGACAGGCCAUCUUAGAUGACGCAUUGCUGAAGCUUCUUGUUGGCAAAGUGUUACCUCUCAGCCUUGUCGAAAAUAAACACUUCAAAACCUUCGUAGAUCUUCUGGAUAAUAGGUACAAAUUACCAUCCAGACGUGACAUCACUCGCAGGCUUGAAAAGAAAAAGGAUGAGGUGAAGGACAAGGUCCGGACAGACUUAGAGACAUGUGACAAUGUCUCUAUCACACAUGACAGUUGGACCAGUCUAAAAAAUGAGAGCUAUGAGACAGUAACAGCCCAUUUCAUAGACAAUUCAUGGACCCUUUAGACUGCAGUUU
Messenger RNA from Mya arenaria, 663 nucleotides. Its product is annotated as E3 SUMO-protein ligase ZBED1-like. The transcript is spliced from 3 exons. Lineage: Eukaryota; Metazoa; Mollusca; Bivalvia; Myida; Myidae. The record is from RefSeq and is a predicted model, not a curated record. Gene Ontology annotation, molecular function: DNA binding. Bases 45 to 653 code for a protein of 202 amino acids.